CAGCAAACGGUUAACAAGUAGCAAUGUUAUUAGACCAGUUGUGCAGUGAUUUAGAAUGGCAGUUAAUGGUGACCUGAACAGUAUUACUUUGAUGUGUCGGGGUGAUUUUAAAGGACUCUUGCCAGCCAAUCAGAAACGUGGCCAUGGUAUAAUAGAGUGUACCCCAACAAUCAAUCCAGGGCUCUAAAUAUUCCUCAAAAUACAAUCAGAUCAGGUGUAACUAUUGUUAUAUGCUAUUGUGUUAUUGCUACUAGAAUCAGAUUAUAAUUCUUUUUGGGGAUUGUGCACAAAUACAGACCUAUAUGAUAGGUCGAUAAAUCGAACAGAAUAGUCAACAUAAUUCAAUCUCUUCCAUUGUGUCCAUUUUAUGAAGGAGAAUAAGCUCAUCAUUACUGACAGAAGCUCACUUUGACACCCUGCCCCCAAACAAAUCCCACCACAUCACAUGAAAGACCUCUGAUGCUCAGUUUAAUUAUAGCACCCAGCGACUACGACAUAUUAAAAUAUCACUGAAUAAUGCAUGAGCGUUUCUUACUUUAGGAAGUCAAGUGAAAACACUCAGAGUCUGUUUAGUUUAAUGCAAGGACUUUCGGCUCUCCCCGGGUGAAGGGAUGUCAAACUGGGGUCUGGGGCAGAUCCCGUGGCGGCCUGGUGACUGGGAGGUGAAGGAACAAGCACUGGUAGAAUUGGGAUCCAAUAAAAUUUGAUAUAGGUAUGAAUAUAAAAAUAAAAUUAAUAGAAAUAAUUUGGAAAGUAUUUAGAAUGAGUAGUUUGUCAAAUAUUAUGGCAAAGUAAAAUAAUAAUAAGACAUUUUUAAAAUUACGAGACAGCAUCUAAGAUAUAAUGCCAGUAAGUCAAGUUAUGAGAUACCAAUUAUGGGAAACUCAUGAGAUUUUUUUUUUUGUGGAUGGGACAUACCUUACACCAGAGGUAAUCAAACAAUAAAAGUCUGACUGUGUUGCAUGAAUAAACAAGCAUAUAGUAGAUAAGUAAUCCAAUACAUUCAUGUUUUUUGAUGCUGUUAAAAUGUGUAAACACAAGUAAAACAGGCCCAUAUUUUAAAUAGAAACAGAAAAAAGGGCUGCUGAAUUGUAGCAAACUGAAGUUUUUAUGAAAUGACUCAUCACAGUGGGUAAAGGAAUGGAUGCUGUGACAGUAGUUAGGUCAUCUGGUGGAGUGCAGGCCAGAUGGGGGUGAAAAGAGAAGAGCCGCUGUCACAUUUGGCCACAAAUACGACAACGUUCUCCAUAAAACAUGUCAGAUGCCAUCUUCAGAAUAUGAAAAGCACAGAGAUGACAGAGUUGUAAACAAUGGUCACUAAAUUAUGAAUGGUCCCAGCUAUAUAACAGCUAUUAAGAAGAAAAGGGAAAGGGUGAUGUGAGGGUGAGAAAAGGGAAGUCAGACCAACAUCUUAUAAAUCCAAUGGGAUCCUCAGAUAUGGUUACAUUUCACAGAUGCACUCCUCAAAAAUCAAAACAUUCAGUCUGUGAUUAAAGAUCUCAACCAAAGUUGUUUUUUUAAAGGUAUUUUCAUCUGUUUGUGUUAAGUAAUGUGAAUGCAAAAUGCACAAAUCCGAGUCUGUAAGUGUUUUCUCUCUCCAUGCAAGAAGCCAGCCUGCAUGCAGCUCUUUAACUUUGGCUCCCCAGCCUGCAACAGGUUUGCAUGGUGAGAAAAAGACCUUGGCUGUUUUAAUCUGUGUAAUGAAUAAGAACAUGCCAGCGUGGUAAUGGAUGCCUGCCACCGUGCAGCUAAAUUAUUCAGAGUCUGGGGAACCAGAGAGGCGGCCGGCAGGAUCGGAUUGACCCGCUGUGUCAUCAGUGCGCCUCUGCCCGCCUGGCUCCUCUUUCGGCCCGUGCACCCCGGCUUCAUGAGUUUAAACCAAGCAGCCACAUGAGAAGUCUGUAGAGCGGCCCCGAGGAUGGGCGUUCACAUGCAGGAGAGCCAGGGCCCUCGGGUCAGCUGGCCCACAGGCCUUAGAUACAGUCUGAAGCAUGAAGCACCAGAACUAUUGUUCAAUUACUACUGACGGUUUCUUUCUUUCUUCUCCUAACCCACCCAUCUACCUAUCGCGCAGCCUGCGACCUGCACUAACCCUCAGCAAGACAUUCACUCUGUUUGUCAGCUAGUAGCCCAUUGCUGUCAUGUUCAACACAUGCUGAGUUACAAAGGUAAGACGAGAUGUGCGUAUUCAACUAAACUCGUUUGUUGAUAUCCUGGAACAAAGAGAAGUAUCUUUAUAACGCAGGCAAACAUUUUAAAGUGAGUCAGGAUUCAUCCCAGAGGUUUACGUCAUAAAAACGACGUUUUCUAAUUGUUAAACUUGAACUAUAUAAGAAUUCUAUCGGUAAAACUUUUAAAAAAUGUCAGAACGAUCUCAUCAAUGAGCAGCGUUUUAUUUGAAUAUUAUAGUGACUGGUUGGGUUUAUUUGACGCUUGCGCACAGAGGCCUACAUUUUGCAACUUGUAAGUUGAGCAGUGGAGCAGGUGGGAGGGGAGGAGGAGGGAGGCUGAAAGAAGAGGAGGAGGAGGGGAGGAAGAGGGAGAGAGGGAUGCCGGGAGGCGCUGCCGAUGUUAACAGCUCAGUCUGGUGAAGAGGAGCAGAGGAGCUCUGUAGCUGUCCGCUCCCCGGCUUUCAUGUCAGGGGCCACACUGCUUGCGAGGUGCUUGCAGGGAGGAGGAUGAUGACCAUGAACGGCAAGCAGCAUUUCUCCAUGCACCCGGCUCUGCACGAGCCCAAGUAUCCUGGCCUGCACUCAGGCUCGGAGGGCAUGCGCAGAGUCUGUCUGCCCGCCCCGCAGCUGCAGGGCAAUAUAUUCGGAGGCUUUGAUGAGAGCCUGCUGGCACGGGCAGAGGCUCUGGUGGCUGCUGACAGCAUUGUCUCUCACGGCAAGAGUCACCCGUUCAAACCAGACGUGACUUACCAUACCAUGAGCAGUGUCCCCUGCACCUCAGCCUCCUCUUCUUCCUCCACCACCGUGCCCAUCUCCCACGUCCCUUCCACCAUCGCCUCCCACCACCAUCACCACCACCACCACCUCGGACAGACCCUGGAGGCCGGGGACCUCCUGGACCACCUCUCCACCAGCCUGGCCGUGACCGGGAUGGGAGCUCCGGAGCCUCCCGGGAUGACCAACCCGGCGCACCACCACCAGCACCCUCACCACCACCUGCAGACCAUGGGGCAGCUGCACCAGGCGAUGGCCACCAUGGCCCACCCUCACUCGCUGUCAGUCCACGGCGGCAUGGCGUGCGUUAACGACGUGGAGUCGGAUCCCAGGGAGCUGGAAGCCUUCGCCGAGCGGUUCAAGCAGAGGAGGAUCAAACUCGGAGUGACCCAGGCGGACGUCGGGUCGGCGCUGGCCAACCUCAAGAUCCCCGGAGUGGGGUCGUUGAGCCAGAGCACCAUCUGCAGGUUCGAGUCCCUCACCUUGUCCCACAACAACAUGAUAGCGCUCAAACCGGUUCUCCAGGCCUGGCUGGAGGAAGCAGAGGCCGCGUACCGGGAGAAAAGCAGCAAGCCGGACCUUUUCAACGGGAACGAGAGGAAAAGAAAGCGCACCUCCAUCGCCGCGCCGGAGAAGCGCUCUUUGGAGGCUUACUUUGCCAUCCAGCCUCGGCCCUCCUCGGAAAAAAUUGCGGCCAUCGCCGAAAAACUGGACCUGAAAAAGAAUGUGGUUCGAGUGUGGUUUUGCAACCAGCGGCAAAAACAGAAACGAAUGAAAUACUCUGCGGUGCACUGAGUGUCACACAUCAUGAAUAAAAUAGCCUACUACAUUUUUGAUCGAGUGAUUAAUAAUAGCCUAAGUAGCCUAACUAACAGGGAUUUAUCAACAGCUGUUCACGUCUCAUCUGGGAUUAUCUCCAAAAAGACUUUUACUUCAAUUUUUCAGUCACUCACUCUCCGUUGUUGCACUUUUUUUCGAUUUUGUUAUUAAUAUGGGACUCAUGAAUGAUUUUUAUAGAUCUGUGAGGAGGGUGAUUUUGAUGUUGUUGAUCAUGUAUCUUGCACACACUAAAUAUGAACUUUCAGUCCACCCUGACAGUCUGUCACAUUCAGGGAUAUUAGCUCACUUCUUUUUUU
This is a messenger RNA of Siniperca chuatsi (mandarin fish), 4081 nucleotides long. RefSeq names its product POU class 4 homeobox 3 (gene pou4f3). Gene Ontology annotation, molecular function: RNA polymerase II cis-regulatory region sequence-specific DNA binding; DNA-binding transcription factor activity, RNA polymerase II-specific. NCBI's taxonomy places the organism in Eukaryota, Metazoa, Chordata, Actinopteri, Centrarchiformes, Sinipercidae. The transcript is spliced from 2 exons. Gene Ontology annotation, biological process: regulation of transcription by RNA polymerase II. The coding region runs from base 2679 to 3740 and encodes 353 amino acids. The record is from RefSeq and is a predicted model, not a curated record.